Molecule: messenger RNA, 786 nt
Organism: Zalophus californianus (California sea lion)
Lineage: Eukaryota; Metazoa; Chordata; Mammalia; Carnivora; Otariidae
Product: serine protease 52-like
Exons: 4
Coding region: 45-632 (195 amino acids)
Biological process (GO): proteolysis
Molecular function (GO): serine-type endopeptidase activity
Source: RefSeq, a predicted model, not a curated record
CUCGACUAGAACCCUAUCUUUCAUUCACAUCCACUUGAGCCAACAUGAGAUCUCCACUUGGCUUCUAUCAGUUUUGGGGACUGUUUUUUCACUGCUGUGGUGCUGGCCUUUUAGUAUCCAAUUCUCAAAAGCAGUUGUUAAUCUCAUUGACCCCAACGAUUGCCCCAUUGACAGCAUCCAGCAACUUCCCAUGGCUAGUGUCCAUGGCUGAAAACUGCCAGGGCAUUAUUCUGAGUCAGUGGUGGAUCCUCUCCACAGCCAGCUGUCUGAAUAAACUGAAACAUUUGGACUCUGACAUUUCAGCAGUCAUUGACCAAGAAGAUAUCUUACUUGGCCAUACAAUAUGCCUGCACCCCAGUUUUGGUCCACAAGUUGGAAUGGAUCCAGUCAAAGGAGACAUAGGAGUCAUCCUGCUACAGUACCCUAUCAGGACCACAGUAACUUUGGAACCAGUAUCAAAAAGCUGUCAGUUAAGCUGCUGGACCUCUCAUUCUGCCACCAUCAACAUAUCCACCUACCUAAAAGUAACAAUUUAUGCAUCUGGAGUCAGCCACAAGGAGACUGCUGGGUACUUACUGUAUAAGGGCAGAGUUACCAUUGGGGGGAGAUGUAAAACUAUAUGCAAAAUGUAAAAUGGAUACAAUUUCAUUUAUGCAAGAUGAAUAAGUUCUGGAGAUCUGCUGACCAACCUAGUGUAUAUAGUUAACAAUCUUACACUGUACACCUAAAAAUUUAAGAGGGUCAGAUAACAUGUUGACUCUUACUCCCUUAAUAAAAAAAGAAAGA